Ostertagia ostertagi is the source of this 432-nucleotide messenger RNA. Lineage: Eukaryota; Metazoa; Nematoda; Chromadorea; Rhabditida; Trichostrongylidae. The record is from the annotation of a GenBank genome assembly.
AUGAAACUACUUAUACUGCUCCUCUUUGCUGCAACGGCGGCUCACGCAUGGAGGGAGCUCUUCCAUCCACCAUUCCUGAAGGGUCUCAGCCGGACUGCUCGAGACGAGUACUAUAAGAUCCUUUUCAACAAGUCAUUGACAAUCGCUGAGCAGAAGGAGCAGAUCAUGGCCUGGGCAAAGAAAUACAACAUUCAGGGACCAGUACAGGCUUUCUUCGAUAAGAAGGCGAAGUACACGGAAGAAAUGAUGCAGAAUUUCACGGCUCUUGUCAAUGAGUUGCCAAAAGCUGUCGCAAACCUGACCAAAAUAAUGGAGAACAAAAACCAGACGUUUUUAGGAAUGAUGAAGGCCGUACACGAGUUAAAGGCCAAAAAUCCAGCGGUGAGGAAUUUUAUAUGCACUAUGGCUUCAGAGCUCCCAAAGAUUCUCUGA